AUGAGGAUCAUUCUGCAGUGGAUAUUUGAGGCGCCCAAGGAACAGGAGCAGCCAUCGCGAGAUGCGAAACUCCGUGAGCUUCACACUCCUGGCAUACCGUAUGCGGAGCGACCGGCUGGUGAACCCCAGUAUUGCGGAGAAGCAGCCGUAGACAUCAUCGCCGUUCAUGGCCUGGACUCUGACCCGGAGACGGGAUGGGCGCGGAAGCUACCUGAUGGGUCUCGGUACCCAUGGUUGAGAGAAAAGCUUCCGAAGGACAUGCCUGAUGCGCGGAUCCUAACUUUCUCGUACCCUUCUUCCUUUUAUGGUGACCCGACAUAUACAUCGAUUGAAGAAUGCGCCAGGCAAUUGUUGCGAGUCAUCAUCAGAGAUCGCCGCCAUCCUGGAAAGCUUCGGAUGUGCCCAACGAGGAAGAAGCGUCCAAUCGUAUUCUUGGGACAUAGUUUUGGUGGUCUCGUCAUCAAGAAGGCUCUUCUAAUCGCCAACGAAUACGUCUCGGAUCGGACGCUUCAUGAUACCAAGGAAGGUCUUCGAGAAAGGCAAAAUUACCUGGACAUCAUCUCCGCGGUCGGUGGCCUGUUCUUCUUUGGCACUCCUCACAAAGGCUCCACCUUCUCGCGCUGGGCUGAGAUGAAAAUGUAUGUCGGUUCCAUGUGCGGACAAGCCACAUUUCCAGACCUUAUCAGACUGCUCGGGCCGCACUCGUUAGAGCUUCACGACAUGCAGCGAGACUUCAAACGAUUAUACAGGGGAGACAAGCUUACGCAGGCCCUGCUGUACUGUUACUACGAGAUGAAGGGCGUUCCUCUAUACCCACACAUAGUGGUCAGCAAAGCCUCCGCAUGCAUAUCAGACGCCCAAUGCCGAGGCUUCAAUCUUACACAUAAGGAACUGAACAAGUUCAAAGCUGGAGACGAUUCGAAUUACGACGUGGUCUUGACAGAUUUGGAAUAUGCUGUCACCAAGUCAGCCGCGCACAUCGCCAAAACAUUCACUCCCGGUAAUUACGGGACGACAGGCGCAUCGGAGGCAAGCAAAGCCGUUGAGGUUGCGCUAAAGCCUGCCACUGGCCAGCUUGAUCAACUCCGUACGCUCCUCUCCCAUCGUAGACACACGCCCAAAUCCUGCAUGUGGAUUCUCUCCCAUCAUGACUUCAAGCGCUGGGCAUCCGAUUCCAACCGUCUGGAUUCUUUUUGGGUCUACGGUAAAGGUGGAGCCGGGAAAAGCGUGUUGGCCGCCUACAUUAUCGACUGGCUUCGAACGGAUCAAGGCCGAGCAGCCGGCGCAAACUUCGACAGCUCUGGCUUUCCCGUAUGCCGCCUCGACAAGAACAAAAACGCCUGCGGAUACGUCAAGCCGAAAACAACGGUGCUAUUCUUCUUCUUCGGCGUCAAUCGUGCGAAUCAGCAUGUUGUCAGUUUCUUGGGGACUUUGGUACAUCAACUGCUCACAAUACACUAUGACAAUGAACAACUAUUCGCGACGGCUAGGAACUUCGUGGACGAGCGGGUGCGCAACCCUGGUGCAAUGGCAGACGAGGAGGCAAAGUUCAUAAAACUCCUCGUCGAUAUGCUCACGCUCCUCGGCGCACCCGCAUACAUCAUCGUUGACGGAGUUGAGGAAAACAGCGAAGACGAUCAAGGCAUCGCAUGCCUCAGAGCUCUUGCUCGGCUCAAGAAGCAACUCUCGCCCCCACUGAAUGCGAAGAAAAACUCAAGGGCCCAGGCCGAAGCCAUGUCAAACCAAGCGGUACGACUACAUAUCAUGGUGGUCAGCCAGGCUACCAGCUCCAUCUCUUUUGCCAUGCAGGAGGUACUCCCGAAGCGUGCGGAAAUUGACAUCUGCCGCUAUACUGAAGACGACAUUGCCAACUUCGUCCAGACCAAGGGCGAUGAAUUGAUGAGACAAAGGCCAAAGCUGCAAGACGGCAGAGACAAAAUCGUCCAGUCGCUUACCAAUGGCGCUCAGGGCGUGUUCCAGUGGGUGAACGGAGCCUUCAAACUGUUGGAGAAGUAUGCGGGCGAUGUUGAAGGCAUUGACAAAUGGCUGGGUAAUCUGCCACCAACUCUCGCACAAACCUGGGAGAAGGUGUUCAUGCGAUUGCCUCAAGGAAACGAAGCAGUAGAUGCCCAACGGAAAAUCCGCCUCGCUCUCAAGCUCCUUGCAGUGUACGCCCGCCCUCUCACAGCGACUGAGCUCUACUAUGCUUACACCAUUGGCACCAUUGGUUUCGAAGAGGAGGAUGACGGCACCUUCAAGACAAUCGACGGCGAAGUUAAACGCUUGGUCAGGGGUCGGGAGCAGUUCAAAGACAGCCGGUUUGCGAUCGAGGAGAUUCGCGGCCUUCUGGAUUCUCUUGUUGAAUUCGAUAUCCAGAAAGGAACCGUGAAGUUAGUGCAUGAUUCAGUUCGACAAGCACUGCUACUUCCGGAUGAUUCAGAACGCCAUCCUCAGAGCUCUGCUACUGAGCAACUACGGUUGGCGGGAUAUCAGUUUACUGGGCGCGAGGCUCAAGCAGCGGCAGCUGAGCUCUGCAUGCGAAUUGUUCAGAGCUCCACCUUAUCGCACGCGACUUCGUUCGCAACGACGCCUAUUCCAUUCGUAGAGUAUUGCUGGGAUCACUGGAAGUAUCACCUGAAACGUUCCUCAGUCAGGCCUGGCGUUAUCGUAGAUCAAAUGAUCAGAGGCGUCAGUCGUGACACGAUUGCUUUCCUUGGAGCGCUCACGGAAUUUGUCGGUCGAGACCUCCCUCCGGUGGGAGGCCGAUACUCCGAUUUGGAGUACAUUCUCAGUCUGAAGCGAGCCCGCGAAUGUCUUCUGCCGGCAAUUGAGCCCUUGGCAACCAUUCAAAAGGAACCUGAGGGUGCAUUAUCAAUGGCUCUUUUCGGUUAUGAGAAGCUGGGUGUCGUGGAAGAAAAUGGUCUUCCCACAACGUACAAGAAGUGCGACGAGUUCGUUAGAAGGGUGUACCAGAGGGUUCGCGGUCGUUUGAUGCCCAAGGAGACCACUGUCACCCGGCUUCGCAUCGAUGCAUUGCUCGAGAAGCCAGCCUACAGGAAAGCUAUACUAGGGUCUAGAGGGACAGCUGCAUUGCUCGAAGCUGCUCGCAAUCUUCGUUCUGUGGCUCUUCGCUUCGCUGUAAACCCAGUGUACAGCGCCUUGAUAUCUACCGCAGGCGGUACAACAUUCUCGCCCAUUCACCCGCUGGUCUAUGUUGCGAAUCUUUUAGAAGAGUGCGGAAGCGCCCCAUUCUGGGAUCAACUUUCGUCCAACUGGGAUCCUAUCGAUCGAUUCAUCUGCAACGAUGACGACCCGCAGGCGGGACCCGCACGUUUCGUUCUUCAAUGCUUCGCCUGGCGAGAGCUGCAGGACCAAAUCCCAGCGGCCGCAGAGCCGAAUCGCCAAUACAUGCGUGCUGUCAGCCGACUGAACGCACAGCCCAACCCCGGCGGUCAACAGCUGCUGCGCGCAUCCACCGAAAACCGAGAGCAGGUGAAGCGCCUACAUGGAAUGUCUGGGGCCCAAUAUAUAACCUCCUACGUCGUGCUUGAGAUCUUUGGAGGCGGAAACGAGGAGUCGUUCGUGAAGACAUUCGUCUACAACCCCAUCGGACAACAUCACAUUCGGUCCAAUCUGCUUUUGAAUAAGGAUGGCAGCUAUCUCGACAACAUGUUUGAAGACCCGAAGAAAACACUAGCGCGUCACGCUCCUGAGGCCCUCAUGGAAGCCCCAGUGACGGCAGCAGUGGAGGCAAUUCCAAGCAUCCUGAAACUGGCCUUUGUUAAAUACAUCACUCUCCUUUUUGAGCUCUUCGGCAACGUCGCAUCUCGAGCUAUCGCAACACAUGCCCAGCAGAUGAUGGAAGUGGCCCAAGGCAUCCAGCUGACACUUGGCCAUGUCGAUUUCCUUUGGCAAACGGCCAGCCUUGCGUCGGUUCUUCACCUUAGCCUGGCAGUAUUGAUGUUCCUCGUCCGCAACAUCUACUUCCCUUCAGUUGCAGCGCACUACUUGAAUAACCCGAUGAAUCGCCUUCGGCUGGCGAUCAAGGACCCUGCACUGUAUCUUCAAUCCCAACACGACUUCUCGUGGUGGUACUGGGCACGAGCCGUAUCCACUUCCUUCAUAUUCAACUUUCUUAUGGGAUACCUAUCCACAGCCGGAGUAGGCGUCACGCUAGUCUUCCGCCAAAUGCGCGCCUCGAAUCCCUCCUACAGUGGCUUGGCAUACCUCUCAGAGUACACGCUCAUCGCAGUCACGUCGUUCGUUCACUUGUGCACCUUGCAAAGGCACCUGACCAGUGUCUUGUAUCUGCUGGGCACAAUCGUGGCUGGCGGGUACAUCAUGAUGCAUGAUCAAGCCAAGAUCUAUUCGAUCCUUACCUUCACGGUCUGGUACUGGUUCUAUACGGGUCUCGGCAUUCUGAACAAUCUUAUUAUUGCCGUUUCCAUGGCGGCGUUUGGCCCCUUUGGUUUUUUGGUGGUCUUUGUAUCAUGGGUACCGCAGUACUACCUCAUCAAGCUGGUGAGCCGCCACCAGCUUGCCAUUGCGUGGGUUAUCUCGUGGCCAUUCCAGCCGCUGGUAUGGGCGGGGAGGUUCGCCUGGGUGCUGUUCCUCCAUGCCUACGUCCAUGUGCUGCAAAUAUGUGGCAUCAUCGUUCUAUGCGGACUGGUCUUGCUCUCCUUCCACUGGUUCCGGCAACAGGUGAAGGAUCCGUACGAUAUUGAAGGCACGGUGCGAAAGCUUCGGAAAGCGGCGAACUUGGUCAAGAACACGCUGAAGGAAGCUGAGCGGAAACGCAUCGGCGAGUAUCCGCUCGGGGGCGAGAUUGAGGACCAGCCGCAGAAGAAUCCUGCCUCGGAAAAUGCCAGCGCUGCUACACCCCAAGCGACAGCGUCGAGUGCUUCGCCAGGUGUUACCCCAGCGGCUAGGCCAAUGAACAGCCAUCUCCCGACUGCCACAAACUCUUCCACGCAAUCCCAAGAAAAAACAGGGGAGUACGUCGAACAGCGCUUCAAUAAUGUCCAAGAUCCAUCGGCUUCCUCGUCUCCACCGACCGCCAGCCAUCCGUCCAGUCAAGCUUCGCCGGACGUGGACGCCGAGGAGCUGUUCAGACAGUUCUUCGGCAGCCCCAGUGUUGCAGAGCUGCUCACUAAACCGCAGAUACGAAGUGAGCGCCUGAGGGAGUGGUUAAAGAGUCACCCGCGGCCGGCAACACCCUUCACAGUGAAGCCACAUCAAACUCAGCCGGUUCAACCACCGACCCAGUCUUCUGCUCUGCCAGCUCAAUCCAACAUUGUGAGCCCCAAGGAGUGGAUGAAGGGUCACCCGCGGCCGGCAACACCUAGGGUUACACCUUUCACAGUGAAGCCACAUCGAACUCAACCGGCACAACCGCCGACCCAAUCUUCUGCUCUGCCAUCUCAAACCCAACCGGUCCGGCCGCCGCCCGAACCCUACGUUCCGCCUCCGCGUCCGCCAAAACCCAUGGUCGCCCCUCCACGCAGGGUGAACGUUCCGUCACCGCCAAACGACCCGCCCGAGUCGUCUGGGACCACACCGCAAGCAACAUCAACAGACGUAAAUACUGCGGCCGCUCCGAUCCCGGAUUUUCUGAACGCGCAGAGCCUGGACGACCUGCUGAGUCUGCCGGGCCGGGAGACGGAGGGCUCCACUGGCGUUUUCAAGAACCCCAAGGUGAGGAGGCGCACGAACCGCCAGUUUGCGGUUGCGAGUUAG
This is a messenger RNA of Westerdykella ornata, 5736 nucleotides long. RefSeq lists its product as uncharacterized. Bases 1 to 5736 code for a protein of 1911 amino acids. The transcript is spliced from 2 exons. Lineage: Eukaryota; Fungi; Ascomycota; Dothideomycetes; Pleosporales; Sporormiaceae. The record is from RefSeq and is a predicted model, not a curated record.